GUAAUUGAUGGGUCACUCUCCGUCUCUCCCCAUUCUCCCUCCACACUCACAUCUUUAUUUUUUCUUUUCUUCAGAAAUUACUCAAACAAGAAACAAGCAUGGGGUUUACUUUACAUGCACAUAAAUCAAUAUUUUGUGUGUGUGUAUUCGUAAAUUUUGUAUGUUAUUCACUUUUGACCCAUUUUAACUUUUCACUUUAAUCAAAUUUUGUAUCUUUACGCCUCAACUACCUUAACGACGAAGCCCGCUACUUUCCAAAAAGUCAAAAAAGCCCCUCACUCACCAGUCUCUCUCUCUAUAUAUAUACUAUCUUUACACAAAACAGAACACACAAACACACACAAAACCUUGUUCAAUGGAAGAUUGGUUCUUAUGGCUCUCGAGAACAAACCUUGAACCUUCUCUAAUCCACGAAUACGGUCUCUCCUUCUCCCAGAACGAGCUCGAACUCGAAGACGUUGCUUACUUCAACCACGAGUUUCUCCAGAGCAUGGGAAUCUCCAUCGCUAAACAUCGUCUCGAGAUUCUCAAACUCGCUCGCCGAGAUCGCAAGAACGCUCCUCCACUCACCUCUCGGUCGAUCUCCAGAUUCGUGGUUGCUAUCAAGAAAACAGGUAAAUGUUUCUCCGAUCACGUACGCGCCUGGAUCCGCCGCGAAGAAGAGUCGUCUCGAGCUCUGGUGUUGUUGCCGCAGAAGAAGAAGACGAGCAGCAGGAUUAGUAAGUGGAGAUCAGGCGGGUUUAUGAAGAGGAACAAGAGAUCUGUGAUGCCGAGUAAUGGAAAUGGUGGAUUUGAGAAGCAAGAGAGGUUGCUCUUGACCAAUGGGACUCCUUGUAGACUCGAUAGCUUCUCAAGUCCCAUGGUUUUUGAUUACAGUUGCAAGGAUGAGAAACUACUUUAUGAUCAAGAUACUUGUUUCGAAGAUGUCAAAUGGGAUUCUAUGUUUCAGAAUCUCAAACCUACUUAGUAAUCUCUUGGUUUCAGAUUUGAUGGUGAGAGAUGAUGUUUUAGGUUUCUUCCACCAUGGACUUUUUUGAAGUUUUUUUUUUGGCCUUUGUGUGUUGGAGUGUGUGAUUAGGGUUUUUUUGGUUAAUUAACAAUUAGGGUUGAGUGGAGGUGUCAGGUGUGUGUGAGUGUGUGUGGGUCUUUGUAAUGAGUCUGUCUCUUCAGUCUUUGCUUUUGGCCUAAGUCUCUGUUCCAGUCAAAAACU
Camelina sativa (false flax) is the source of this 1210-nucleotide messenger RNA. RefSeq lists its product as uncharacterized. Lineage: Eukaryota; Viridiplantae; Streptophyta; Magnoliopsida; Brassicales; Brassicaceae. Gene Ontology annotation, molecular function: protein binding. The record is from RefSeq and is a predicted model, not a curated record.